Molecule: messenger RNA, 2229 nt
Organism: Exophiala spinifera
Lineage: Eukaryota; Fungi; Ascomycota; Eurotiomycetes; Chaetothyriales; Herpotrichiellaceae
Exons: 1
Coding region: 1-2229 (742 amino acids)
Source: RefSeq, a predicted model, not a curated record
AUGCUCACCAUUCUCCUUGCGGUAUUUGCCUUCUGGCUUCACGAUGCCUUGGCUCAAAGCUCAGGCUCAUGUCGCGCUGUGACUCAGCAUCUGAGUGACCCGCCUUACGACAAUUACUUCUACUCGGACUGCCAUAGCGACUCCCAGGUGGUGGUGACUAGCCCCCUACCGGACUCGAAUCUAUCAAUCAUCGGACCUAGGCUCAUCGUGGCAUGGCCAGCUGGCAACAGCGGGAUAUGUAUGUUUUUCCAACCUCAAAAUGGUCGCAAUGGCUCUCUGGGGAUUGAACUGGUCAACUCAACACUGGGAAGCCCCUUAGGACCUGUGUACAGAGAGAAUGCGGGCACCAAGUACCCUUAUGUCGGCGUCGAAGGCAUCAUCUCAUUUAACAGCUCUGCGACCCUGACCAUUCCUAUACUGGGCAGUAUUCGCACAAUUAGAGAUUUCACCGAAGGUCCAAGCCUUCUUCGUCCUACCAUUCAGGACGCGGUUAAUGCCACCAAGGCUAACGGGACAGGGGCAACGCUUUCUCGACUUUGGCUCGAUAAUGUCACCGUAUCUACCUUCACGUUGGUUCCACACCAAAAUUCCGGCACCAACAUCACGAUCCACCAGCAGAACAGGACACUCAGUUUCGGUGCGGGACUCUACAGCUUCUCGGCCAGUUUCAACUAUCCGCAAUUGACUCAAUUGGCACCGAGUCGUGUUCUCAAUUCUGCGUCGCAGCAGCUGAUCCAACAACAGCCAGAUCAAACCACUUCUCUUUCCUUCCUCUCGUACUCGGAGAAGCUGCUUGCUGGUGCUUGGAGGUUUUUGACCUAUUUUGGCAGAGAUAGCAUGAUAAGUGCACUUCUCCUCGAGCCAGUCUUGAGCCAGGGCAAUGGUUCGGCCACAGAAGCGGUUAUCGGUGCCGUACUGGAACGCAUCAACCGCACCGACGGAUCCGUCUGCCACGAAGAAACCAUUGGCGAUUACGCGACGUACCUGAACCUGCAAGAUAACCUCACCAGCACUGCUCCGGGCUUCACCUAUCCCAUGAUCGACACAGACUACUACCUCCCCGUGCUGAUGGCCCAGUACUUCAACAACAGCCCGUCACGGAUCUCUCCUCUUUUGCAACGUAGUGCCGGCUCCGUCGACAUCCAAAACCGCAACCUGACCUACGCCGACCUGACGCUGAUCAACGCCGAGAAGAUCAUGAACCAGACGGCCGCGUUCGCCAGGAACCAAACCCGGGCAAAUCUGAUCCACCUGAAGCCGGACGAGGUGGUCGGACAGUGGCGCGACUCGACCUAUGGCAUCGGCGGCGGCCGCAUCCCGUUCGACGUCAACACGGCACUCGUCCCCGCGGCUCUGCGGGCCAUAGGCCGACUCGCGCGCACGCCGGGGGUCUUCCCAAACGACAGUGCCACUGGUGUCAACGUCACCUCGUGGCGUACACUGGCAGACACCCGCGCUCAGGUAUGGGAGGACCAAACGCUCCGCUUCUUCGAGCGCAACGUGACCGCCUCCGCCGCCCGCGCCAGACUGCAACACUUUGUCGACACGUCGACCUUCUACGACGGACCCACGAACGCGUCAUCCCUGCCUUCGUCGGGCAACGUCACAAACUACGCAAUCUCGCUCGACGGGAACAACUGCCUAUCUUCCGUUGACGUGCUGCACAGCGACUCGGCGUUCCGUCUGUUCUUCGUCAACGCGACCCCUUCCACGCCCGACGCUCAAGCCCAAGAGACGCGCUUCAUCAACGCCACGGCGAACAGUCUCGUCCGCCCCUUCCCGGCGGGCCUCAUGACGCCGCAGAGCAUGGUCGUCGCCAACCCCGCCCUGUCUGGCUCCGACGUGCUGAUCGCGAACUUCACAAACGCCGCGUAUCACGGCACGGUGGUCUGGUCGUUUCAACUCGCCAUGAUGGCCAAGGGCUUAGAGCGACAGUUGGGUAGAUGCAACGGAUCGUCGUCGUCAUCGUCACCGUCGUCCGCCGUGCCCUCAUGGUGCAAUGAUAAAAGUGUCUACGGAACCGUCAAACGAGCGUACAACUUGCUCUGGGACAGCAUCGAGGCCAACGAGGCCCAGUUGCAAGGCGAGGUCUGGAGCUGGACGUAUAGCAAUGGCACGGGAUUCGUGACGACGCCGCUGGGCGUGUUGAGUUCAGGGACCGAGAGCGACAUCAGACAGCUUUGGAGUUUGACCUUUUUGGCUGUCAAGAGGGAUACGAAUUUGACCUGA